Rotaria sp. Silwood2 is the source of this 621-nucleotide messenger RNA. The record is from the annotation of a GenBank genome assembly. NCBI's taxonomy places the organism in Eukaryota, Metazoa, Rotifera, Eurotatoria, Philodinida, Philodinidae.
AUGACAGUUGUAGUUUUAUUAUUGAGUUUAUUAUGGAUUGGUUUAACAAUGGGUCAAAUUCCAAACCCCAAUCAAUAUCGAUUUACCUUGACAACAGAUGGUAGAGCUCAAGAACGCUAUGCCAUUGAUAAACCAGCUGGUAAAAUGUCUCGUUUAUGGUACUCGAAUGAUGGCGAUGAAGAGUUUGGUGGCAAUCAAGAUAUAUAUGUACGUGACGAUGCUCGCACUUAUCUUUUUAAUUUUAUGUCGAAACCACCACAAUGCAUUGCCAACCGAGGUGGUCCAUACAAUGAAAUGAAUUAUUGGCCAAAUCUCGUUCAAUCAUUUGGUGGUGAACAGAAAAUAUAUGAUGAGUUGAUAUUUGAUUCCGAUUGUGAUGGUACGUGUCUUACUUGGAAAACAGAAUUUAAUGAAACAUACCAUCAUUAUCGAUAUGUAAACCGAUUGUAUGUCAAAAAAGCCGAACAAAAACCAAUCAAAAUAGUUAUGAGAAAAUAUGAUCUGGAUACAGGAAAACUGCUUUCAACAACUGUUACGAGAUUUGCCAAUUGGAUAACAGGCAAAGUACCGGAUUAUGAAUAUGAUUAUCCAAUGGACUUGAAAACAUGUUACAAACCAUAA